This is a messenger RNA of Drosophila persimilis, 1562 nucleotides long. It is a transcript of the gene Uxs, whose product is annotated as UDP-glucuronic acid decarboxylase 1. Gene Ontology annotation, molecular function: NAD+ binding; UDP-glucuronate decarboxylase activity. Gene Ontology annotation, cellular component: cytoplasm. NCBI's taxonomy places the organism in Eukaryota, Metazoa, Arthropoda, Insecta, Diptera, Drosophilidae. The transcript has 2 exons. Bases 75 to 1439 code for a protein of 454 amino acids. The record is from RefSeq and is a predicted model, not a curated record. Gene Ontology annotation, biological process: D-xylose metabolic process.
UGGCGAUUUCAAUCGUUGAUAAGCAUUGGGAAGCAGUCUAGUUCUCACAAAGCAAGCCAAACGUCAUCGUCACGAUGAUGACGGCAACAAAGAAGCGCCUAAAAAUAGUCGCCGCAGCAUCGUUCUCCUUGCUGCUGGUGGUCUACUUGUACAGAGCGAUCAGUGCCUCCACCGUGGGAAUGCCUGGUGGUGUGGGGGUGGUGGGACGGCUGUCCGGACCCAUUGAGGAGGAGCAGCAGGGCCAGUGGCCACCCACGGAAGAUGCUAUACAAAGAAGCCUGCAGAACGCCUACGAUGCCCACAAUUCCCUUAUCAAAGAGCAGCGUGCGGAGCUGCAGCGCACCAAAGAGCAAUUGGCCCAGUUAGAAGAGCAAAUCCGUUCGCUCCAGACCAGCACGCCUCGCAAAUAUCCCAAAGUCAAAUACCUUAAUUACAAGAAUCGCAAAAGAAUCCUCAUCACCGGAGGAGCAGGCUUUGUGGGCUCCCAUCUCGUUGAUGAUCUGAUGAUCCAGGGUCACGAAGUAAUUGUGGUGGACAAUUUUUUCACCGGUCGCAAGCGCAAUGUGGCCCACUGGCUGGGACACGAGAACUUUGAGCUCAUCCACCAUGACAUUGUUAAUCCGCUGUUCAUUGAAAUUGACGAGAUCUAUCACCUGGCCUCGCCGGCCUCCCCACCGCACUACAUGUAUAAUCCGGUGAAAACCAUCAAGACAAACACCAUGGGCACCAUUAACGUACUGGGCCUAGCGAAGCGAGUGAUGGCCAAGGUUCUGAUUGCCAGCACCUCGGAAGUGUACGGCGAUCCGACAGUUCAUCCGCAGCCGGAGACUUAUUGGGGCCACGUGAAUCCAAUUGGACCACGAGCCUGCUAUGACGAGGGAAAGCGUGUCUCCGAGACCCUGAGCUAUGCGUAUGCCAAACAGGAAAAAGUCCAAGUUCGCGUGGCCCGUAUCUUCAAUACGUACGGACCGAGGAUGCACAUGAACGAUGGCCGUGUGGUGUCCAAUUUCAUCCUACAGGCUCUGCGCAACGAGACCAUCACUGUCUAUGGCAAUGGCCGGCAGACGCGCUCCUUCCAGUACGUUUCGGAUCUGGUUGAUGGGAUGAUAGCACUAAUGGCAUCCAACUACACUCAGCCGGUGAACCUGGGCAAUCCCGUGGAGCAGAGCAUCGAGGAGUUUGCCCAAAUCAUCAAGCAAUUGGUGGGCGGACCGAGUCCGAUUAAGCAGACCAAAGCCGUGGAGGAUGAUCCCCAGCGACGCAAACCGGACAUUACGCGGGCCAGACACUAUCUGAAGUGGGAGCCAAAGGUUCCGCUCGAAAGGGGUCUGCGGCAGACAAUCUCCUACUUUCGCAACGAACUGGCGCGCAGCGACCGGUUCCAAGAGAGCUCCAACAAGUACUUCGAUUCGCCCGACUUGCAGCGAAGUCGCCCCUAAAUAUAGACCUAUAUGUAGUGUAAAUUCGUGUGUGCCUGUAUGCCAAACCCAAAAUACCAUUGGAGUUGGUAACGCAACGUCUCUAGUCUGCAAAAAAAUGUAAAUAUGACCAUCGAUAUAGCA